AUGAGCUUACUAGAGGAGAUCUAAUAAGAAGUAAGAUUCUUGUUUGUAUCAUUUGUAUAGAUUACUAAUUACUUUCCAAAACUUACCAAUAAGUUACAAGAAUUAGGACAAUCAACAAUAACAAUUCAAUAACCAAACACAGCUUUAAAAGGAAUUCAAAUAAUCAUUUCAGUCCUUGACGACUUAUUUGGAAUUCUAUUAGAAAUACACACUUAAUAUGCCUAAUUAGAGGAAUAAUUAUAAAAGUAUGAAGGAGAGUGUAGAUCUCAUAUAAGGACAGAACAGAGACUCAAAAUUCAUUGUGAAAACAUUUAAGAACUCUACGAGUAGUAACUGAAUAUAGAGAAGGAUCAUAAAGCUUAAAUCUUGAGUUAUCAAAAGGAGAUUACGUAACUGAAGAAAGAUAUUGAGGAUAACAAACACUAGAAGAAUCAGCAAUUGCAACACAAAACUUAAUCAAUUAUAGACAAAAUAUUGUUGGAUCAAUAGAAAUAAACCAUUCAACUUGAUAUUAAAUCCAGAUCAAAUACAUUCCAUAACAAUUUUAUGAAUCUCAAUUAAUAAAAAUAAUCUAUGUGUCUUAAAACAAAUACCAGAAAAAACAGAAUGGCUACUGAAUACUAAGAUUAUUAAACAAAGUAAAUAUUGUAAGUAUACAACCAGUUCUAAAUAAUCGAUUGA
Paramecium tetraurelia is the source of this 681-nucleotide messenger RNA. RefSeq lists its product as uncharacterized. The transcript has 4 exons. The record is from RefSeq and is a predicted model, not a curated record. Lineage: Eukaryota; Ciliophora; Oligohymenophorea; Peniculida; Parameciidae.